AACAAGAUAGAAUUUAUCGGCCUUUGCGUGGAGCGACGCACGCCCUGGACUGCAUCCUUGCACGGUGUGCACAAGGCCAAUGGCAUCUGGAGGUUACUCGACGGAGAAAAAGGCCAAGGUGGUCCUGAUUAAUGCCGAACGUUUGGACUUCGACCACAAGCUCGAUCUCUCCAAGCUCUCUGAGAUCGCCGAUGUCACGCGCUUCGAGUCUGAUGCAAGCCCUGAAGAGAUUCUCGAGAGAGUGCAGGGUCAGGACAUUGUGAUAUCCAAGGAAAUUCCCAUCCCGGGCAGCAUCAUCGCCAAGUUCCCUCCGUCCGUCCGCCUGAUUCAGGAGGCGGGCACCGGAUUCAACAAUGUGGACUUGCCAGCAGCAAAGGCCAAGAACGUCAUGGUGUGCAACUGCCCUGCGUACAGCAGCGACGCUGUUGCGCAUUUGGUGUUCACCUUGAUUCUGAACUUUUCCUGCUCGCUAGUGCCACAGAUGCGUAUGCUUCAGAAGGGCAACCGGGAUAAUUUCACCAAGUCACUCCAGGUGCCUCACUUCGAGCUGCAAGGCAAGAUCUUGGGGCUCAUUGGAGGUAGCGGUGGCAUCGGCAGUCAGGUCGCAGCGCUGGCUGAAGCCAUUGGCAUGAAGGUGGUGAUUACCAGCCGAAGUCCCAAGCCCAAUGCACUGCCUUUGGAGGAGCUCUUGGAGACAAGUGACUUCGUAAGUCUGCACUGCCCUUUGAAUGCAGAGACCAAGCACUUGAUCAACAAGGAUACCUUGAAGCUCAUGAAGCCAACUGCCUACCUCAUCAACACAGGUCGCGGCUCCCUCAUCAAGGAGCCUGAUUUGAUUGAGGCGCUGGAGCAGAAGGCCAUUGCAGGUGCAGGUUUGGAUGUGCAAGAGACAGAGCCACCACCGGAGGAUAGUCCCCUCUACACCCUGGAGAAUGUCAUUCUGACACCGCACAUUGGCUGGAAGCGAUUGGAGACUAGGCAACGGCUCAUGGACAUCGUGGCCGCAAACUUGACGGCCUUUUUGGCAGGGAAGCCAGUGAAUGUCGUUCAAUCCUGAGCGUAUGCAUUUGGGCCAGAAGUACCUGCAGCUUUAUGUGCUUCGUCCAGCCAGCGGCAGGAUGUGCGCGAAUUGUUUCACCU
Durusdinium trenchii is the source of this 1140-nucleotide messenger RNA. The record is from the annotation of a GenBank genome assembly. NCBI's taxonomy places the organism in Eukaryota, Dinophyceae, Suessiales, Symbiodiniaceae.